Messenger RNA from Malaya genurostris, 1255 nucleotides. Its product is annotated as three-prime repair exonuclease 1-like. The record is from RefSeq and is a predicted model, not a curated record. The coding region runs from base 209 to 1171 and encodes 320 amino acids. Gene Ontology annotation, biological process: DNA catabolic process. Lineage: Eukaryota; Metazoa; Arthropoda; Insecta; Diptera; Culicidae. Gene Ontology annotation, molecular function: 3'-5'-DNA exonuclease activity; nucleic acid binding. The transcript has 3 exons. Gene Ontology annotation, cellular component: cytoplasm.
UCAUAGUAUUUUUUCCACCAGAAUGUAAACAAACACUAUAAAAUUUCAAACGACGUUUCCUGCGAGGUUUCCGUGUAGUGUUGCAUAAACUUUGCAGCGGCAUUGAAUCCGUUCCAAGGUCCGCUCAGUAUUAAUACUUAAUGUGUUGUUAUGUUUCAAAAAAUUCAGUUAUACUACCUACAUUGCAUGUCGUGCACAUGACACAGUCAUGGCAAAAGUAAACUCUUUCGUGUUUUUCGAUUUGGAGACAACCGAUUUACCGGGACUCCAGACACCGAAAAUCACAGAGAUUUCAUUGAUAGCAUGUUCAAAGCAGCACAUACUGGAUACGAAGCGAGGAGACAUUCCCAGAGUUCUACACAAGCAAACCCUUUGUCUGAAUCCGCAGAGGGUGAUUCACCCGAAAGCAUCGGAAGCAACAGGACUUUACAAUGAUUUAUUGGAGAACGAGGCAAAGUUUGACAGUAAAACAGCACAACUAAUAUCUCUAUUCUUGGAACGGCUUCAAAAACCAAUGUGUCUGGUAGCGCACAAUGGAAACCGGUUUGACUUCACCAUACUGAAAAAGGAACUAGAAGCUCAUGGCGUGACCUUGCCUGAUGACGUUUAUUGUAUUGAUUCUCUAUUGCUUUUUCGACAUCUGGAAAAACUGAACGAUGAAAUAUCGCAAGAAAAUGAGAAAAAUGAACUGGUUGACCUAGAACUAACGGCCAUCUUAGCAAUGGAAGAGCUCGAGGGAGCUCAAAGUACGUUUACGGAAUUACAAAAACAAAACGAAACCACUCCACAGAAAAAUAAAUUACAAGAAAACUAUAAAAGAGCUUUACGUUCGUAUCUUGAUGUAACUCCUAGUCAGGAAACAGAAGAAACGAAAGGAUGUGCUCGUCCAAGAGCAUCUCGUUCGAAACGUCAACUAUUUCCUGAUGUCGAAGGAAACUCAAAUUCAACAUCGUCGGCUUCGUCGUCACAAUCCUCCACUCAAGUUAAACCUAAAAGGUUUCGACUUUGCGAUAUUUUUGAACGAUCCUUUGGAGAACCACCCAAGCGCUCGCAUUAUGCGGAAGACGAUGUGGAAACACUAAUGAAAUGUGCAACAGCUGAUAAUCGAAGAUUUGUGGCAUAUGCAGAAGAGCAUUGUGUGAAUUUUAAUCAGUUUUCUGGUAAAUUUUGACUGAUCCUUUAUUGUUUGUACAGCUAAGUAUUGUGUAUCAUUCCGUGUUAGCAUGCAAUUUUUAUAAAUAUAUUUUUACAUACA